AUGAUGACAAGAUCAGCUAGUGCAGCAAACUCCAGUGCCAGCUCCAAACCGUACGCGUACAUCGUCGAACAGCCUGCCAAGUGCGGCGUUCGAUUUCGCUACGAGUGCGAGGGCCGCAUUAGCAGCGCCAUUCCGGGGGCCUCCAGCACUGCCUCCCGGUUUACCUAUCCGACGGUGGCAGUGGCCAACUACUCCGGCCCCAUCAAGGUCAUUGUUUCGUGUGUGACAAAGAAUCCUCCCUAUCGUCCUCAUCCACACAACCUGGUGGGCAAGCAGUUUUGCAGCCAGGGCGUCUGUGUGGCGCUUUUUGGUGAGCCGUAUGCUGUCUUUAACAAUUUGGGCAUUCUUUGCGCCAAAAGAAAAGAUGUCAAGGAGAGACUUAGAGUUCGGGAGCAGUUGCAGAUUGACCCUUUUGGAACGGGUUUCAGCCACCGCUUGCACACUUUUAAAAAAGAUGUCAAGGAGAGACUUAGAGUUAGGGAGCAGUUGCAGAUUGACCCCUUUGGAACGGGUUUCAGCCACCGCUUGCACACUUUUAAGUUGAUUGAUCUGAAUGUAGUUCGCCUGUGUUUUCAAGUUUUUCUGAUGGACAACCUCACGGGAAAGUACAACAUUGCUCUGGAUCCGGUGGUUUCCACUGAAAUUUUCGACAAGAAGGCAAUGUCUGAGCUGUCGAUUGCCAAGCUGUCUCACUACAGUGCCCACAUCGGCGGUGGUCAGUNUUCCACUGAAAUUUUCGACAAGAAGGCAAUGUCUGAGCUGUCGAUUGCCAAGCUGUCCCACUACAGUGCCCACAUCAGCGGUGGUCAGGCAGUGGUGAUGCUCUGCGAUCGAGUACUCAAAGAAGACAUUCAGAUACGAUUCUACCAGACUGACUGCGCCACUGGACAGACCGUUUGGGAGAGGAUGGCCCAUUUUAAUGCCAG
Molecule: messenger RNA, 926 nt
Organism: Rhagoletis zephyria (snowberry fruit fly)
Lineage: Eukaryota; Metazoa; Arthropoda; Insecta; Diptera; Tephritidae
Source: RefSeq, a predicted model, not a curated record